Molecule: messenger RNA, 1434 nt
Organism: Symbiodinium natans
Lineage: Eukaryota; Dinophyceae; Suessiales; Symbiodiniaceae
Source: the annotation of a GenBank genome assembly
AUGGAGUUUCCGAGUUACUUGCCGGAGUUCGCAGAACGAGAUGUUCCUCGAGGGAUCACACAAAAGCGCCGGGAUGUCGAUGGGAGGAACAACGUACGUGUAAGAGCCAACGUCAUAGAAAUCGUGGAGGUCGACACAGUAAGAGAGACUUUUCAGGCGGUCUUCGUGCUUGAGUUUACCUAUGUGGAUCCCACUCUGGAAAACACCUGGCUCCACCUGAAGUAUCGCGACGAUAAUGGGAGCGUCGUGACUACUUUUGCCCAGGUUCUGGGGCAAGCAGCGGGUGAUCGGAUCGUCGUACGCACCGGCAGGCAAGUGAACGAUUCUUCAGAGAUCAUCCAGGAUGAAGCGGGGAAAGCAAUUCGGAAGGAUCGUGUGCUGGCCAUCUACUUGCCGGAAUAUUUGAGGGAGACUGACCCCGAUGGCUGGGCGCAGCAUUUUGCCUUGGACUGGUCUUUCAUGAAUGCGAUCGAUGAGCCCAAGAUCAUGAUGCAGUCCCGACAGAUUGAGUACUUCAGCGAAAGAGGUGCCCAUGUAAAGUACAAGGGCAAGUUCAAUGCGAUUCUCAGCGAACGCCUUGAGCUGGAUGCCAUGCCUUUCGACCGGCAGCUUCUGCGAAUCCAGGUCGUGGCCGAGAUUCCAGCCUACCGGAUGCGGUUCUUGCCCACGUACUCUUCUGGGGGGCGGUUGAAGACUUCUCCCGCCAGGCCUUAUGAGCAGGUGCCCCGAGAGUGGAGGGUUGAUGCCGACCGACGCUGGCUGCCGAAAGUGGAAGUUCUCGAGGAGGAUGGGCCGAACGCACGGUCCAGGUUUGAUAUCCACAUCUACUUGGAGCGAAACCCGACCUUUUACCUCUACAACCUUUGCUUGCUUCUUGCAAUGUUCACUUUGGCAACCUGCAUUGGCUUCUGCACAGACGUGGGUGGGCAGGCGGAUCGGUUGUCUGUGCACCUGACCUUGCUGCUCACGACUGUAGCCUACAAGUACGUGGUUACGACAUGGCUGCCCGUAAAGCCAUACCAGACGAGACUGGAUAAGUUCACUCUGAGAUGCUUCUAUUUCCAGUUCGCGGCCAUGGGGCUCUGUGCUCUGGAGCCGUUUCUGCAGAACCGCCACGUGAUCAGCGAGGAGGGGAUGACAUCUCUGGUCAUUUGCGUGUACUCGUUGCUUUUUGCACUCCUUCUCGCACUGGGAUGUAUGGUCACACUGGGAGAGUACGGAUACUGCAGAGCACUGUAUCAAUGGUUCUUUUUCCAAGAGUGGAAUGAGGUCUACGCCAGCAAUCAUGUGUGGCCCAACCGCAGCACUGGAGAGCCACCCAGCAUUUACGUUGCGGGUGCCGUCGCCCCUGCAGCUGGCAUUAAUGUGGACCCUUACGACCAAACCCUCAACGAAGUCACUGAGCUGCUGCUAUCGGACACGGACUCCAACUGA